CGACUCCAUGUUCUACCAGUUGCACAAUUUAGACACUAGCGAAUGGAAUAUAGCUGGUUUUCUCGUGCCUGUUUUAUUUUAGCAAUACGUUUAAUUUGUAUUUGUCAGUUAUAAGUUUAUGUUUGGUAAAUAACCAAAUAAUCUUACUUUGCACAAUUGCCAACAACACCAAUACAUUACGAAUAUACGAUUGCACAAAUAUUUUACACGAACUUCUGAACUUAAAAUUGAUCCUUUACAAUGUGUGAUUUAUUCGUUUACAUGGCCUAGUAUAUCGUCCUAGUUGUCAAACAACAUACCUGUUUUUAAAUCGUUUAAUUUAAAAUACUUAACUAAUGGCACAAAACACAGCCCGUCCCGUCGCAAAAAAGUGACGUAGGUGGUCACGUUAUCUCAGCUGUCCGGCUGCACCCGAGGAAGAUAAUUUAAAAAACGAAACACAUUUAAAUUGGAGUCGCUUGGCAUUAGGGAACACCAUCACUAAACGUGCCCCAGCGCUGGCCCAGACUGUGCCCAGGGACGACGGCCCGCCAUGCGACCACUCAGAGACGCCCAGCUGGGGGCGUUCACCUUCUUCGCCUCGGCCCUCCCCCACGACGUGUGCGGUAGCAACGGCCUGCCCCUCACCCCCAACUCCAUCAAGAUCCUGGGCCGCUUCCAGCUCCUGAAGACCCUCACACACCCGCGUCUCUGCCAGUACGUGGACAUCACCCGGGGGAAGCACGAGCGACUGGUUGUGGUGGCGGAGCACUAUGAGAGCAGCCUGAACGACUUCCAGAAGCAGGGGAAGACAGUGAGCCCAGAGAGGGUUCUGCAGAUAGCCUACGAGGUGCUGGAAGGGUUGGUCUUCAUGAACAAACACCGCAUGGUCCACCGUGCUCUCAACUCACACAACGUCCUCCUGGACUGCAAGGGUAACGUGAAGCUGGCCAAGUUUGGCCUGUAUCACAUGACUGAUCGUGGGGCAGAUGUGGACUUCCCUAUUGGAUAUCCAUCAUACUUGGCUCCGGAGGUCAUUGCCCAGGGCUCAGCCCACCUCAGCGACCCCUCCAGUGGCGACGCCCCCCUGCCCUCCGGACCCAAAGCUGACGUGUGGUCUCUGGGGGUGCUGCUCUUUGAGCUGUGUGCUGGCAGGAGACUUCUGCACAACAUUGAGAUCAGAGAGAGGUUGAAAUUCAUCAUCACUCUGGGCUGUAUGGACGAGAUAGUCACUGUGCUGGCUGAGGAACAUGGCUGUCUUGAUGCCAUCAAGACCCUCCCAGAGAAAGUCUUGGACUUACUGAGGAAAUGUCUGACCUUCCUGCCAUCCCAAAGGCCGACUCCAGCAGAGCUGCUGUCUGACCCAGUGUUUGAGGGGGUGUCUGGUCUCUGCAACCCCUUCCAGCCCCCCCCAGGCCUGUUCUCCUCCUCGCUACGCUGCGCCCUGCUGGAGCUCCCAGACCAGCUCAGCAAGCUCUGCCCAGACGAGGAGGAGGACUACCUGGCUGAGAGAGCCAUAGAUGAGGUGUACCACCUGUGGUGUCUGGCCGGAGGAGACCUGGAGAAGGAGCUCACCAACAAGGAGAUCAUCCUGUCCAAGCCUCCAGUCUGCACCCUGCCCAAGUUCCUGCUAGAGGACGGGGAGUCGUUUGGCCAGGGUAGGGACCGGAGUUUCCUAUUGGACGACACCACCGUCACUCUGUCCCUCUGCCAGCUGCGAAACAGGCUGAAGGAUGUAGCAGGAGAGGCUUAUUACCCCAUACUGGAGGAAGAACCCUGCAGCCUGCCCCAGUCCAUCAGCAGCAGUGAGCUGCAGGCCUCGGCCGUGUCCCUGCCCCUCAUCAUCCGGGAGAGAGACACAGAGUACCAGCUCACACGCAUCAUCCUCUUCAACAGGCUGCUGCAGGCCUACCCUUACAAGAAGACCCAGGUGUGGAAGGAGGCGCGGGUGGACAUCCCCCCCCUGGUCAGGGGCUUGGCGUGGUCCGCUCUGCUGGGCGUGGAGGGGGAUAUCCAGGCUAAAUACGACAGCAUAGACAAGGACACGCCCAUACCGACUGAUCGACAGAUUGAGGUAGACAUCCCUCGCUGUCACCAGUAUGACGAGCUGCUGUCGUCGCCCCAGGGUCACGUCAAGUUCCGCCGCGUGCUGAAGGCCUGGGUGGUGUCCCACCCCGAGCUGGUCUACUGGCAGGGUUUGGACUCUCUCUGUGCUCCCUUCCUCUACCUGAACUUCAACAAUGAAGCUCUGGCAUAUGCCUGCAUGUCUGCCUUCAUCCCCAAGUAUCUCUACAACUUCUUCCUCAAGGACAACUCUCAUGUCAUCCAAGAGUACCUGACGGUGUUCUCCCAGAUGAUAGCGUUCCACGACCCAGAGCUGAGCAACCACCUUAAUGACAUCGGAUUCAUCCCAGAUGUGAUAACCAGUGUCAUGUUUAUCUCUACCCCCCCAGACGUGUUUCCUCUGCACAAGAUCUUCCACCUGUGGGACACGCUGUUGCUGGGCAACGCGUCCUUCCCCUUCUGCAUCGGCGUGGCGAUACUGCUGCAGCUCAGGGAACGGCUGCUGGCCAACGGCUUCAACGAGUGUAUCCUGCUGUUCUCUGACCUGCCUGAGAUAGACAUCCAGCGCUGUGUGAGAGAGUCCGUCAGCCUGUUCUGCUGGACGCCCCGGAGCGCCACCUACCGACGCCACGCCCAGCCCCCCCGCGGGGCCCCCCGCGGUGCCCGGCCCCCGACCCCCCCCGGCCAGCUGCCCGCCUGCUUCUCUUCGGACUACCAGGACACGCCCACCACCGACCUGUCCCGGGAGCCCCUGGAGCUGGCAGACCUGAAGGCGGAGCUCUCUCCUCGUGUCUCUGCGGAGGACCUGAUCUCACUGUGUGAGCUGGCUCUGGGCGGAGCUUCCAGGAAGAGCCGCACCAGCAAGCCCAAGAUCCUCGCCGUCGACAUCCGCAGCGCUGACGACUUCGGCAGAGGCCACAUCUCCGGCAGCAUCAACGUCCCCUACACCCCUGGACCCAGCGGGGAGCUGGGCCCCGGCCCCGCCCCCGGCCCCGCCCCCGGCCCCGCCCCCGGCCCCGCCCCCCCCGCCCUGCAAGGCUACUUGGGACGAGUCAUCGUGGUCAUCAGCCACAACAUGAACUACGCCACUGCGUUUGCUACUCACCUGGUGCAGGUGAACUUUCCGAGAGUGUGUGUUCUGGACGGCGGCAUCAACAAGAUGAAACCUACUGGCCUCCUGACAGUGCCCUCGCCUCAGAUCUGACGCACACGCACACGCACGCACGCACGCGCGCACGCGUAUGUAAACACGACUUAGUUUUGUUGUUGUUUAUCAUAAUGCCCGCGCACGCGCACACUCUUGCAUACGUAAAUACAUACUCACAUGCGUUUAUACAUACAAACACUCACACGCAUAUACAUACACACAAAAACACCCCCAGAUACACAUAUAGACGCAUCGCACACAUCUCACUGCAAGCUCUGGUCUUGUGUACGCCACAUCAUGCUCUAUGGAGGAGGGAGGAGGGAUAUGAAGACAGAGGCUAUAACCCUGGAUCCUUGGAGAGCCCACCACGCCCAUCUCCCUGCAGCCCUCCUCCCUGCAGCCCAUCUCCCUGCAGCCCACCUCCCUGCAGCCCACCUCCCUGCAGCCCAUCUCCCUGCAGCCC
Molecule: messenger RNA, 3653 nt
Organism: Hypomesus transpacificus
Lineage: Eukaryota; Metazoa; Chordata; Actinopteri; Osmeriformes; Osmeridae
Gene: tbck
Product: TBC1 domain containing kinase
Biological process (GO): protein phosphorylation
Molecular function (GO): protein kinase activity; ATP binding
Source: RefSeq, a predicted model, not a curated record